AUUACAAUUUAAGAUAUUUUCAACAGCAAAAUAUACUUAUAAAUGUAUAUUUUAUACCUACUUACACUUUUAUACUCUUUCUUUGCAUUGAACAUUUAAUACUGAUUUGUAUUUAGAAUAGAUAUAGGCCAGAAAUUUUACAUUGAAUGGUAAGUUGCUUUGGAUAAACGAAUCUGUCAAAUGCAUAAAUGUAGAUAAAAUACUGUUACUUAUCACUUAACAUCUUGGAGCUUAAUGUGGCUUUGCUGUAUAUAGAGUAAAACAUAGACUAAAACUGUUUUUCAAGGUAAUGCACCAAGCAGUUAAGAGAUGAAUGUGAUCAAACCAUAGCCCAUUAUCCUGAAUCACUUAAUUAAAUGCAAGCUACAUACUAUAGUAUAAAGGCACUCACAACAUGUUUCCCAAAAAGUAUCAUGAUCAACAUAGCAAGCCAGUACCUUCAUACAAAGCUGUAAUGUGCCACUUGCUUUUGUGGUUUUGUCAAAAUGAAUGCUGGGUCCACCCACUGGAGAGUUGUGUAAGGAUUUUUUUCUCUUUGCAGCCCAUUUGCGUUCUCUCACUGUGUUUAACAUCAAGAUUGCAUUCCUUUAAAAGGAAAUUGACUCUGUAAAACAGUAAACAUGUGUAUCUGGAUGUGCUCUUGGCUACUGUUAUGUUUUUGCAUUUCUGCUACACAUGCGAACAUCUUGACUCAAUCUCCAGGACUCAUACACGUGUCAAUGGGUAACACAGUUAAAUUAAAGUGUACAUUUGAAAACAAAGUUAACUUCUGUUAUACCACCUCUUGGUAUAAAAUAAAUCCAAGAACGAAUAAACUUGUGCCGAUAACGUAUAUCAGGUCUGAAAGCGAUGAGGAAGAUGAUAAAACUUGCAUUUUAAGAAUCAAAAACUUGACCCUAAAGGAUUCAGGCAUGUAUUAUUGCAAUGGCCAGCAUAAUUCAAUAACUUUUAUCGGAAGUGGAAGCAAGGUGAUCAUUACAGAUCACUCUGAACCAAAACUAUCCAUCCUCUACUCACCCAAUGAGAUGGAUACAUCAGUGGUCCCACUGCAGUGCCUUGUGAGUGGAGUUGUCCCGUCUAAGGUCCGUGUGGUCUGGAUGAUCGGUGAAAAAGAGCGCGCUGGAUGGACCGAGUCAGCCUGGACAGACGACACAGAUUCAGCCACAGAGUUCACUCGUGCUCAUCUUUCUCUACCUGUAGAGGAGUGGAACAGCGGUGAUGAAAUUAACUGCACUGCUGUUUAUGAUGGCAAAAACAUCUCCAAAACUCUGAUAAAAUGGGAACAUCCAGGAUCCAAACAAAUGUGCUCGUUGCUUCUGUUCGGCGGCUGCGGAGCUGCAGCCCUUAGCUUGGUUGUAACCAUUUUGAUCUCUGUGUCUUUAUACCGAGAAAUGCAUGUGUCAAAAACAUCCAGAGGGUUAAAACGAAAAGAUGCGCAUUACAAAAUUUCUAGCUUUGAUAAAAAGAGUACACUGAGAGAAGAGAGUUCAUCUGUAGUGGGUGUCAGCGUAGACCAUCAGCUGAUGGAAAAGUGUUGAAAUAAAAUGUAAGAAAGAAAACGUGUAUCCCAAUAAAUUUUAGAUACAUUUGUAAUAUUAAGUCGAGCUUGAUAUUGCCAUUUGGUUGGCCAUCAAACACUUUUCAGUUCUUUCACAAUCCUUUUGCCAGAUUUUUUCAUAUGUCUGCAUUAAAAUAUUUGAAAUUAUUGUGGCAAGCAAGAGAUAUAGCUUAUCAGUAGCUUACUGUCAGUUGAAAGAGACAUAAAAUAAAAUAACUGUUUUACAUGAGUCCUAUACAGAUAAAAUAUUAAACUGUUAUGGUGAAUACCCCUUUAUCUGAUCAGCAGUUUCAAUAGGUUGCAAACAUGUUAAGAAGAAACUGCUAUAUCAUCUGUUUUGGGGUAUAAUAUAUGACAGUGAAACAAGAUUACUUGUUUUGUUUUGACAGGACACACGAUGUUAAUCAGAAGCUUAAGUCUUUAUGUACAAUACUACACUAUAAACAAUCUUGAUCUAGUGUUCAUAUGCAUGUACUAUAGGUUUUUCUGUCAAGGGGUGGAAAACCACAGUGCAUGGCAAAAAAAUGUAUGGCCGUCUCACUGUAGCCUUAUACUCUCUGUGUUUUGUGGUUAAACCUAAGAUCCUGCAUAAACAGGAUGUUAGAGACGAGGGCCUCAUGACACGGAUCUUAACACCUGCUUGCAAUGUCCAUUUGCAACAACUUUCCUGUAAUUACUCAAUCACUUACAUAAAACGUUUUACAUGGUUCAUUAUGUUUUACUGUUGGUAACAGGAGAGUGCGUUGACUACAAUUCUGAUUUAUUUUUCUCUUUUCUGUUAGGCAGUAUUCAUAGUAUUUAUUAUGCACAUCUUAAAGUACUUUGUGUUAAUGUAAUUAAAUAUACAUAAACAUAUAUUUUGUGUAUGUACUGUAUUGCAAAUAAAAUUUAUUAUUAUUUACUUUUGGUGAUU
Molecule: messenger RNA, 2471 nt
Organism: Paramisgurnus dabryanus
Lineage: Eukaryota; Metazoa; Chordata; Actinopteri; Cypriniformes; Cobitidae
Biological process (GO): cell surface receptor signaling pathway; immune response; negative regulation of T cell proliferation
Cellular component (GO): external side of plasma membrane
Source: RefSeq, a predicted model, not a curated record